CCUCUUAGUAUUUCUCCUUCUUCAACUCAUUCCCAACUGGUAUAACCAGGUUAGCAAGUCUCUCUUAAAAGGUGGCUGCUAAUCCAGCAUCCCUCUGACACUCUCCCUGCUUUCCCCAGGCUUCCCAGGAAGGAUGCAAUUGGGUCUUCCUCAUUAGUAACAUCAGCUAUAAAAGUCUCUGCAAAAAAGCAGAGGGCUGUCUGAAAGGGACAACAGCUCAUCCUGGUCUUGACUGGAAUCAGGAAACUGCGAGAGAAAAUUAAUUUGAGAGCAAGUAAAGAAGAGGAAACAGAAGAGAUUGUGAUUGCAGCUGAUCAGAGUAAAACAAGCAAAGGUGGCUGCAAUGCUAGGUCUUGCCUAUUCCAUAUCAUGCUCCUUCUUCAUCCUGUUUUCACUGGCCUCCAAUGCUGCCUCCAAAGAUGAUCCUGUAGUGCACACCAGCAGUGGCCCUGUCAAAGGCAAAUCUCUCGCAGUUGGCUCUGGCUCUGUGCAAGCUUAUCUUGGCAUUCCCUAUGCUGAACCACCCUUAGGGAAACUGCGAUUCCAGAAGCCUCUUCCACAUCAACCAUGGAAUCAAAUCCUCAAGGCCACCAACUUUGGAAAUGCCUGUCCUCAGUUACCUCUAACUCAAACCCCUGAGGCAAAAUUGUGGAAUCCUAAUAGGCCGCUGUCAGAAGAUUGUCUCUUUCUCAGCAUCUGGGUGCCCCGUCCGCAGCCCUCUGUACCUAUUCCUAUCCUUGUCUGGAUACAUGGAGGGGGCUUUGUUGCAGGUACAAGUUCCCUGGACUUGUACAAUGGGGCAUCUUUAGCUGUGACAGAGAAUGUCAUUGUGGCCUCCAUGAAUUACCGCAUUGGGUCUUUGGGUUUCCUUUACUUGCCACCAGCCGUCCCAGGAAACAUGGGUCUGUGGGAUCAACACCUGGCCCUGACCUGGAUCAAGGAGAAUGCAGCUGCCUUUGGUGGAGAUCCAAAUCGGGUGACGAUUUUUGGUCAUAGUGCUGGAGCAACCUCUGUUGGCUUCCAUCUGCUUUCACCCAAAAGUGAGCCUCUUUUUGCCCAAGCUGUGCUUCAGAGUGGAGAGGCCAAUGCUAUCUAUGCUUGGGUAAAUCCUGAGAAGGCCAAGAAUAAAUCCCUUGAACUUAGCCACCUGCUGGGAUGUGGAGAAGGCAAUGAAAAUGAAAUUGUGAGUUGCCUUCAGAAAAAAGAUGCAAUGAAUUUUCCUCAGCAAGAAUCAUCUCUGUUUCAGAAAAAUGGUUUUAUUUUGGAUCUCAUCUUUGCACCAACAACAGAUGGGGAAUUUUUGACUGAUAAUCCUCAGAGACUUCUAGACUCUCAGCAUGUGCAGAUCAAACCAAUUCUGACUGGUGUCACCUCAGAUGAAGCGGCUUCCUUGGUGGCUUAUAUUUUUCCUGGAAACAAUCACAGCAUAAUCACUCAAGAACAAUUUCUAAAAACAUUAAGAAGUACAGUGCGGAACGCAACUGAAGAAGAUAUUCAGGCUGUGGCCCUGAAAUACAGUGAAGAAUAUCAUGGCCCGGCAAAGUUCCGUUCAGCCUUGGUUCAAUCUUUGGGUGAUUAUUUCUUUGUAUGUCCUGCAGCCGAAUUUGCUACCCAGAUGAGAAAAGCUGGGAGUCCUGUGUAUGCUUACCUUUUUACACAUCACACCUCUGGCACUGUUUGGCCUGAGUGGACACAGGCAACCCAUGGAGCCGAACUCAUUUAUCUGUUUGGAAGCUUUGAGGCAGCAUUGGAGGCCAACAAAACACACACAGAAGCAGAGGCAGCGCUUAGUCGCAGGGUGAUGCGAUAUUGGGCAGAGUUUGCCAGAACUGGGAAUCCCACAGGAUCAGAGAAGAAAGAAGUGGAGUGGCUGCCUUACAGUUCUACACAGCAGAACUUCUUCCAUCUUAACACUGAGCCAGCUCAGGUGAUGCCGGUAUCGCCAGCUCGACACUGUGGUCUUUUUAAAACACGUGCUACAAAUCAAAACUGAAGUUACAAUCAAGAAGCAACUGAAAGUAAUUGGAAGAAUGAACCUGUAUAGAGAUUAUACUUUGUUUGGAAAACUCACAAUCUUCAAUAUAGAAAAGAACUGUGUAUGAAAUAAUCCAAAGGGGAACAAUCGAUGCUUAUUUACUUUGUUGGUGUUAUAAAAAUUGAAGUGGUACAGAUACUCAUGUUUGGUUGUACUGUCUUCUGGCAAAACAAUGUUAAAUUAUGACUGUAACUAACUACUAUCAAGACAAUUACAGGCCUGGAUUUUACAGCUGAAACUAAUAAUUUACAAAACAAUUGCAUCAUGCUUGUGUGGUAUCGGCUGAAACACUGAGAUCAAUAUGCAAUCUUAGAGUGGUUAGGGUAACAAUUCAGUGGAAGAAAUAUGUUGUUGUUGUUGUGACUUAUGGUAACCCUAAGAUGACCCUAUUAUGUUAUUUUACAGGGAUGAGUUUGUGUAACUUGUCCUGGUCACCCAUUAAGUUUCCA
Messenger RNA from Anolis sagrei ordinatus, 2484 nucleotides. NCBI's taxonomy places the organism in Eukaryota, Metazoa, Chordata, Lepidosauria, Squamata, Anolidae. The record is from RefSeq and is a predicted model, not a curated record.